AAUAAUGUUCUGUGGGUGACACAACACACAACAAGAAAGAUUUAAAAUACAAAUAAAUAACUAUUUAUUGUAUCGUCCUGUUUGUUUACAAUAUGGAUAAUUGUCGAAUAUGUUUAACUAAGACAGUUGAAAAAGAUAUCUCCGAACUAUCAGAAGAGUUAAAUGGGGACAAGAAAAGUUUUUCGGAUAUAAUGCUGUUUUGUUUGAAUAUUCAGAUUCCGCAAGAAACAAAACUUACAAGAAAAUUGUGUGAUAAAUGUUUCACAAAAAUAAUAUCGUUCCAUGAGUUUAAGACAUUGGCAUUAAAAAACGAUGAAUAUUUACGCUGUCUCCAAAAUGAAGAGGAUAAAGUUUUUACUGUUUUCAAUAUAGAUAACAUAAAAUGUGAGGAAAUUAGCAAUGGACAAUCUGAUGAAUUGUUUUGUGAUAUGGAGCCACUCGGCAAAAUUGAGUAUCAAAUUAAAAGUGAAAAUGAUGUGGACAAUGUGCCUUCAGAUGAAGAACUGCUUAGUGUUAUAAAGAAAAUAAAAUAUGAAUUUGUUAGUGAAGAAUGUAAAGAAAAUAAAGAAAGAAUAAAAAACUUAAGGAAGAAAGGUAAAUGUAAAAAGGAAAGAAACAAAAAAAAAAAUAAGGAGCCAGAACAAAGGGAGAAAAUAUGUGAAGAGUGUGGCAAGUCAGUGAUUAACAUAUUAGACCAUAUGAAGUUACAUCGACCUGCAGCGGAACGGAAGAGAAUCAAUUGCAAAGUCUGUAACAAAACAUUUGCCAGCCAUAGUGCCCGGUACAGACACAAUAAAGUUAAACAUUUGGGUAUCAAAGAUCACUGCAACAAAUGUGGGAAGGAUGUAGUAAGUCUUCGAAGCCACACUCUGUUAAUGCACAGUAAAGCAAAUCUACCUUUCGAGUGCGUCCCGUGCGGACGACGUUUCAUCUCGCAGUCUAGCCUCGAUGUGCACAUGCUUCGUCACACGAAGAACCGGCCGUUUGUGUGCGAGCUGUGCGACAAGGACUUCCAGCAAAAUAUUGGCUUGGUGCAUCACAAACGGCGUGUACAUGACAAGGAAAGAACACAUAUGUGUCAAAUUUGUUCAAAGAGGUUUUUCAGGAAAUAUAACCUACAACUUCAUUUAAGGAGUCAUUCUAAAGAGAAGCCAUACAAAUGUCCAGAUUGUGACAAAUGUUUUAGUUCGUCCACUAUAAUGAAGAGCCAUCAACUUAUACAUAGCGACGCCAAAAAUUUUGUUUGCGAUCUUUGCGACAUGGCCUUCAAGAAACCUGGGUACCUCCGCGUACACAUGAUAAGCCACACGAAGGUGAAGCGCUAUUCGUGCGCGUACUGCGACAUGCCCUUCGGCCGCUCCGACCAUCGCGCGCGUCAUGAACGAACCGCGCACCAGCGGCCCUUCAUACAAACGCAGGAAAACGCACAAACCAAACCAAAGAAGCAGUGAAUCCCACGAGCGUGCUGCCAGAGGGACUUCAUACACUCGCAGGCCAACGCGCCAGCGCAACUUGACAUGCUGUAAACCCACGAGCUAUCAACGCACAAGCGUACGUUCAUAUAUUCGCAGGAAGACUCACCAACGCAACCAAGCCUAAGUAGUCAAAGAACGUAACGUAACCAACCACCGUUAAGUUCACAAAUGCGGGGUUGCAGACAUCAUCUAACAGUUUGUGGGAGCUAAGAAAACUCGUCUUGUGUAUAAACAGAAGAAUAUAAAAAAUUCUUGAUUUUAAAUUUUACUUGUACCACAGUUAGGAUAACAGAUAAUUAUUUAUUUAUUGCAACCAGAUAACCAGGUCAGUCACUUUGGUUUGCGUUAUCGGUUGAAAAUUUUAACAAGCGUUAUUCUAUUUAUUAAAUUGUUUAUUUUAUUAAAGUC
Molecule: messenger RNA, 1883 nt
Organism: Pararge aegeria (speckled wood butterfly)
Lineage: Eukaryota; Metazoa; Arthropoda; Insecta; Lepidoptera; Nymphalidae
Product: zinc finger protein 98-like
Exons: 7
Coding region: 93-1451 (452 amino acids)
Biological process (GO): regulation of transcription by RNA polymerase II
Cellular component (GO): nucleus
Molecular function (GO): RNA polymerase II cis-regulatory region sequence-specific DNA binding; zinc ion binding; DNA-binding transcription activator activity, RNA polymerase II-specific
Source: RefSeq, a predicted model, not a curated record